GAACCGUACUGAAGUUCGUUCGCAUUAGUACGCAACCGGCGCGGCACCUCGAUCUUGUUUGUUUACGAUGAAUCUGUUGAUACAGUAUAUCAAAUCUAUUCCGACGCAUAUGGAUUACGAUGGCCAGGCUCGAGCAGAAAAAUUCUCAAGGAUUAUUGUAACACUUUUUGGGAUAGUUGGAUUAAUAUGGGGAUAUGUAAUCCAGCAGUUUUCACAGACAAUUUAUAUACUUGGAGCUGGAUUGUUAAUGUCAAUCCUGAUCACAGUACCAGCAUGGCCCAUGUAUCGCCGUAAGCCUUUAGACUGGCAAAAGCCUCAACUUACAAAUGCAGCUAAGUUAAAAAAAAAGAAGUAGUCAAUUACUACUCAUGAUUAUAUUUAAGAUAUUUUUAUUACUGCAUUAUAUUACAUUAUUAUGUAAGUCUUAAAAUAAGGUACUUACAAUUGAGAGAAACAAGUGGGCAUGAUUGCAAUAGAGUGAACUGAUAUUUUCUAUUUAAAUAAUUAGUUUUAAAUUAGACUGUAUAUUGUAUUACUGGCAAGUAAUACUCGUACCAAUGGAUUGCAUUUACACACAAUGCAUUGAUGUUUCAAAGACAUCAAUAAAAUUACUCUAGUAACCAUA
This is a messenger RNA of Osmia bicornis bicornis, 625 nucleotides long. Its product is annotated as signal peptidase complex subunit 1-like. Lineage: Eukaryota; Metazoa; Arthropoda; Insecta; Hymenoptera; Megachilidae. Gene Ontology annotation, biological process: protein targeting to ER. Gene Ontology annotation, cellular component: endoplasmic reticulum membrane; signal peptidase complex. The record is from RefSeq and is a predicted model, not a curated record. The coding region runs from base 68 to 355 and encodes 95 amino acids. The transcript is spliced from 3 exons.